Molecule: messenger RNA, 4695 nt
Organism: Xyrauchen texanus (razorback sucker)
Lineage: Eukaryota; Metazoa; Chordata; Actinopteri; Cypriniformes; Catostomidae
Product: casein kinase I
Exons: 12
Coding region: 676-2040 (454 amino acids)
Biological process (GO): signal transduction; endocytosis; positive regulation of canonical Wnt signaling pathway
Cellular component (GO): plasma membrane; nucleus; cytoplasm
Molecular function (GO): ATP binding; protein serine/threonine kinase activity
Source: RefSeq, a predicted model, not a curated record
AGAGACAUCAAUAAGGAGGGAGAAAAAAUUAUAAUGGCUUCAAGGAAUGUGCAAUAAAACCGACAAAAUGGGAACUGUCGUCGUUUGAUGAUACACAUAUUUAGGUAAACGUGUAUAAUAUUUUAUUUAGUCGCCCUCCCGGAACGAUUUGAUGAAUAUUCCGUGUGUGCUGCCGGUUUCCUCCCAACGCAAACUUUGACAUGGUCAGCGUUUGUAUUUGGACACAAGAAAUGCCUGACACAUUGCUGCAAAACCACCUGGAGGGGGCGCUUAGGCUGCAAAACAAUGCCAGACAGCUCUUCACUUUCAGUAGCUAGGGCUGUGUGGAAACAAAGGUGUGUGCAUGUGUUUGUGUAAGCACAUGUUAUUGUGACCAUCUACUGAUGAUGUGCUCUUCUGAAGUUGGAUUUUAGGAAGAUACGAGGUCUUCUUGAAUCAGAUGUCACCUCUUUGGAUUGUCUGCUGUUGCCAUUGGUUCCCCAUCUAUAAAAACAUUUCAUGUCUAGUUUAAUUUACAUGCAUUGAACUGUAUUGUGAAUCAAUCAUUUCCUCCACUCUCUCUCUAAAUUCCUCUCCUCCAUCCCAUUCCCCAUACACCUGUUGCGAGUUGUUUUGGUGCCUCUGGGAUUUUAUGGCAGCGGUGUAAUCGUGGAGAGACCGGGGUAUCACAAGCUUAUGGAUUUUGAUAAGAGAGGAGGAGGAGGUGGAGGAGGAAAAGGAGAGGUUGAGGAGGGAAAGAGAAUGUCAAAAACUGGGAGCAGGACAGGGCAUGGAGGGGGCCGAAGCUCUGGGACCAACUCUGGGGUACUUAUGGUUGGCCCUAACUUCCGAGUGGGAAAGAAGAUCGGAUGCGGAAACUUCGGUGAGCUUCGACUCGGGAAGAAUCUUUACACUAAUGAAUAUGUGGCCAUUAAACUGGAGCCAAUCAAAUCCAGAGCACCCCAGCUCCACCUUGAGUACAGGUUUUAUAAACAGUUGGGAAACUCAGAGGGCGUUCCUCAAGUGUACUACUUUGGUCCUUGUGGGAAAUACAAUGCCAUGGUGCUGGAGCUGUUGGGGCCUAGUCUAGAGGACCUGUUUGACCUCUGCGAUCGAACCUUUUCCCUCAAGACCGUCCUCAUGAUUGCAAUUCAGCUGAUCACACGGAUGGAGUUUGUGCACACAAGAAGUCUUAUCUACAGGGAUGUUAAGCCUGAAAACUUCUUGGUGGGCCGGCCAGGGACCAAGAGGCAACAUACGAUCCACAUCAUUGACUUUGGGCUUGCCAAAGAAUAUAUUGACCCUGAGACCAAAAAACACAUCCCUUACAGGGAGCACAAGAGCUUAACAGGCACAGCUCGAUACAUGAGCAUCAACACACACCUGGGGAAGGAGCAAAGCAGACGGGACGAUUUGGAGGCACUUGGUCAUAUGUUUAUGUACUUCCUAAGAGGCAGUCUACCCUGGCAAGGCCUGAAGGCGGACACACUUAAGGAGCGCUACCAGAAAAUCGGAGAUACCAAAAGGGCAACCCCUAUAGAAGUGCUUUGUGAGAGUUUUCCAGAAGAGAUGGCCACCUAUCUGCGCUAUGUGCGGAGGCUGGAUUUCUUUGAAAAACCGGAUUAUGACUACUUGAGAAAACUCUUUACAGACCUCUUUGACAGAAAUGGCUAUGUCUUUGACUAUGAAUAUGACUGGGUCGGCAAGCCACUGCCGACUCCAAUAGGACCCAUGCCUAGUGACACACCUCUGCAGCCCAGCAGCAGAGACAAAGCACAACCACAGACCAAAAACCAGUCACCAGAACCCAAAGGAAGUGAGUCUCAGCCCACUCCCGUGACCAACAGGGAGCUCCUGGGGUCGCACCUCACAGCCGAUAGGUUGGGGGGCUCUGUCCAGGUUAUGAGCUCGACCAAUGGAGAAGUGAAUACUGAUGAUCCCACGGCGGGACACUCCAACGCUCCCAUUACAGCCCCUGCUGAGGUGGAGGUGGCAGAUGAUACAAAGUGCUGUUGUUUUUUCAAGAGGAGGAAGAGGAAAGCACUUCAGCGGCACAAGUGAGGAGCAGCAUGUUUGAAACAUUCAUUGGCGUGUUUAAAGAAAACAAAAAUAAAGGACUUGAUCUGAAAUAUGGAGCACCUUCCCUUUCUAUCUGUGCUCUGAGUGUUGUGCUCCACCUCAGAACACAAACUCACUGCCUUACUUGUGGCAUCCUUUCGGAGAAGACACACAUCAGUAAGCUGGGCUCUGACACUCUUUGCAAGGAAACAAUUCAGUGGAACAGGUAAAUAUAUUUGUACAAUGUGGGACCCCAGAAGAGACUUAAAUGGUCAUAAAUUAGAUGAUUUAUGUAUGUGACUUAAACCCAGAUGGACUGUUUGAACUUGUAUCUUAGAUGGCAUCCAAAACCAUUAUUUGAGAACUAGAAGGCAACCACAAGCUCACAUUCACACAAACAUCUGUUUACAACGCCAAACUGGCUGAAUGAGUGGUGUACUCCAUGGUGUUUUGUUUUAUGGGACCAAAAUAAGUGGGGAAAGACUGCUGACUGAUGUAUCAAGAAAUGUGCACCAUAAUCUAACGACCGAUGUAAAUUGUCUUUCCCCUUUUUUUAUUUUUAUUUAAGUUGUUUUCUAAAUCUGCUCUCCCUGAGUUGAACAGUUUUACUCUCAUGUUGUAGAAUGUGUGAUUUAUUUUUUAACCGCUUGUAGUGUUUUUUUUUUUUAAAUAUUUUGUUUUUUUAUUAUGUUCCUGUCAAUGUGGAUGAUAUUGUAGCACAGUGGCUGGUCUCAGGUACUGUGAGAGAUGGAGAUAAUUAUAUGGGAUAUCUCCUCUCUGAAUUGCACUUUUGGGGGGCAAAAAGAAAACCGUCAGGCAUUGAAAUGAACAGAAAGCAACAUAAAUAAAGGCAGAUAUGAGAUCAUUAAUACAGCAGGCUGGUCUCUUUCAAAGAAACACAAUGUAAUGCUCUCAGUGAUAAUGGGGUGGGGUUGGGGGAUAAUGUAUUGUGCUUUUUAUUUUUUUGCAUUAGAUUAAGUUACCUGGGAAACAUAGUUUGUGCCUUUCCAUGUAAAACAUUUAACACUAAUGUGUCCCACUCUAAAAUUCCUAUCCAGGUUGAGGUGUCCAUGACCCUCUCAGAUUGCUUAUUCUCUACUGUGUGCUUCAUGCCAAUCAAAUGGAGUUUGUUGGCAUUUCUCAGAUUUCUUUUUACUGUUGUAAAGUGUAUCAUAGCAAACCUCCAAGAUGUGAGUCUAUGGGUUUAUACGCAGUAACAAAGGUUGCCUAUCAGAGUCAGGAUGUGUAUUGAUUUACAUACCUAUUAAAUGUUGCUUUUCUUCUAUGCCUCAUAAGAUGUUACAUUUUGUAUGUAUGCACAAUCACUGUAUUGAGUUUGUUUGUGGUGCGAUUAUCUCCGCCUCUCAACCCUUGUGGUUACUUCAACAGUACAGUCAACAUCACUUGACAUUAACUACAAAACAGGGCCAGUUACAAUCAAUCACCAGGAUGUGGUGCUAUAGAACAGAUCUGCAAAGCUGCAGGGCAGUUGCCUUAAACUCCCUUUUUAUUACACUAGAAAGAAUGUAUAAUACAUUCCCCAAAAGGCAUAAAAGCAGGAGGCACACCCUUGUUAAACUAUAUUUUAUUGUAUAGUGUGAGAACAAACUGAAUAUUUUGAUCCAAUUGACAAUUUUACAUUUCUUACAUAACAGUUCUGAAGAGCCAGCAAGUCAUUGUGAUUAUUCAAUUAUUAACCUCUUUAAAACAGACUUUCAAGAAACUUGAAUGGGCUGUUUUAGAGAUAAGGUUGUACAAUUUUGUUAAAGUUCUAUGUUCAAUAAAAGUUAAGCUCAGUCAACAGCAUUUGUGGCAUAAUGUUGAUUUACCACCAAAACAUUUUUUUAACUGGCACCUCCUUGUCUUUAAAAUAAGCAAAAAUCUGGGCUACAGUGAGGUACUUAUAAUGGAAGUGAAUGGGGCCAAUACAUAAAAGUCAAAAUACUCAUCAUUUCGAAAGUAUAUAGGCAAGACUUAAUAUGCGUGUAAACAUGAUUUUAGUGUGACAAAGUUAUUGCCAAUUUUACAACUUCUUUGCCAUUAAGAUAUAAUAACCCCUAAAAUUAUUGUAAAAAUGACUUUUUAAACCAAUUUACAUCUUAUAUUAAUGAUUCUGUUAAAACUCAUGUCUAAUUUACAAGUGAUUUUAUAAAAUGAUAAACUUCACAUUUCUGCCUUUAAACCCUCAAAAUAUUGUCCACCUCACUGUAACCUUUAAUACAGAAAAGUGGGGGAGAGACAUUUUUUUUUAUUUUGUUGGUGGUAAUAAACAUUGACUGAAAUGCUGUUGACUGAGCUUAAAUUGUAUUGAACCUGGAAUAUUCCUUUAAUGUUGUGUAGUGGUGACUAUUAGCUGUAUGUAAUCCAAGUUAACCAUUCUGCUUAAGAGAUGUUAAAAUCUGGAUGAUCAGGUAAAUAUCAGCUUUUUUUUUAUUAGAUAAUCAGACUCCUCACACUGCAUUUGACAUGUUCACAUUUUUCUUUUUAUGCUGCUUAUAGAACAGAACCAUGAUGCAAGAGAAUCACUGCUUUAUAUCCACCAAAGUCAUUCCACUGAUUGGCAUAUUAGAGUCACAUUAGAAAAUAAUUUCCUUCAUAAGUUCUCAUGCUUCUGCAUAUUGCCAUACAUUUUCCCCAUGCAUCUUUCUUUGUCAUUCU